Molecule: messenger RNA, 1206 nt
Organism: Exophiala bonariae
Lineage: Eukaryota; Fungi; Ascomycota; Eurotiomycetes; Chaetothyriales; Herpotrichiellaceae
Exons: 2
Coding region: 1-1206 (401 amino acids)
Source: RefSeq, a predicted model, not a curated record
AUGUCGAACGCAGCAUAUCGAGACCAAAUCCCCCAGGGCGAGGACAAUGAGACUGACAGCAAGUCUCUCCUCCAGGGCAAGCAGCCAGUGCGUGACAGAGGCGGGCCCUCGGCGUUCUUCAAACGGACCAUGUCCAUUCAUCACUCUGCAAAGUCGCAUCUCCCCAGUCCCAAGGGCUCGCUUCUCGUGUCUCGAACUCGCCUGACUCUGCGAAUCCUGUCCUUGAUUCUCUCCUUCGCCCUGGUUGUUACUCUCGGGCACGCCAUCGGAGUCUACAACUCGACCAAGAAUGAUCAAGUCAAUGACGAACCAUUGUGGCCUUCGGGUUUGAAGAUGACGCCCACCAUCUUGCUCCUGAGUGCGGCAGCGGUGGGCACGGCGUUGAGCGCAACCAUUUGCAUUGCCAGCUUUUCAGCGAUAGUUCGACACAUCACCAACGUUGGCAAUAUGUUCACCCUGGUUGUCAGUUCCAUCUGCCUGAUCCUCUGGAUUGUUGUGGCAAUUGUAUACAAGGUGGACGAUCUCAAGCCCGAGGAGCACUGGGACUUGUUGUCAUUCGCUUGCUCUCGUCGACAUGCGCUUACCGACAGUCCUGCCAACCUCCACUCCAUGUGCACUCAGAUGCGCUAUGCAUGGUGGGGAGCAUUGGCAAUUGGACUGCUCGAAAUCGGCGCUGUCGCCACACUGGUGCUGGGUUACGGUAUACUAAGGAAAUCCAAGGGCGUCUACGCUCGCGUGGAAGAGGACGGUCUGGAGAAGCAGAGACCGGGACGGAAGGUAAGCUUUCAGUUGUCGAACCUGGCAAAGUUUCGAUCGGGGGCUGAGAAAAGUGCUCCCCCUCCAGUGAAAGUCAACAAAGGUCACGAGUACUGGGCCGUCGAGAACGUCCUCAAGUCACGAACGCUCCCCGGUGGCACGACACAGUACUUGAUCCACUGGAAGGGGCUCAGUGAAGAUUCCGACUCUUGGGAGCCCGAGGAGAGCCUGUCGCCCGAAUGGAUUGAAUUCUUCAAGCAACAACGAGGGGGUGAGAACGAAUACUGGGAGGUGGAGGAGAUUCUGGACUCUCGGAUGCGUCAACCCGGGACGAUGGAGUAUUUAAUACGGUGGCAAGGGUACAGUCCGUCGCACGACUGCUGGGUGACGGAGAACAACUUGACCAAGGAGUCGGUGCAACAUUUCAAGGAAGGGAGAGAAGGCGCUUAA